AUGAAGCCUUGUGAGGACUUAAGCCAACAUCUACAGCCAAGAUGAGAGAGUGGGCUUACAGGAAUCAAAUGAAAAUGGCUUUCUACGUGUCCAAGUCAUGCUCUAUGGAGUCAAGCAACGUACACCCCUGAGAAAUAUCAGCAGUUUAUGGGAAAUACCGGAUUUUGCCUCUGAGGAUUUUACUUGCCUUUUUGGGAAAGCCUCUCUCCACCACCCUUGAGUUGUGCGCUGUAGAGGAGACAUGGCCAGCAACUCGUUCCGUGGGUCAAAGCGUGGUCGACAUGCACAGGCCAAUCAUGAUGUUGGAGAUUUCAACUGCUCGCUCAAGGAGCUGCGGUCCCUCAUGGAACUCAGGGGACCUGAGGGAAUAGCUAGAAUCCAGGAAUGUUACGGAGAUGUCGAAGGACUCUGUACCAGACUAAGAACAUCACCUAUUUAUGGUAAAUAUGCUGCUGAGCAUCUUGCUUUGUGUUUUUUGUUUUGUUUUGUAUGUCUGGUGCCUGACACACUAAUUCUGCUAUUACUCAUCGGGGCUAGGCUUAACUACAAUCAGCCUUUUGGGGGCCAUAAGCCUUUUGGGGGCCCUAAGCGAGAUUUGGUUGGGUCCCCCUUUCCUGCAAUUCUACACAUUUUGCCUUGACUUAUGCCAUGUUCAUACGAUAUCUGGACGACUAACAAAAUCAAUGUGGGCCCCCUGGAGAUCGGGGGCCCCCUGGAGGUCAGGGCCCCUGGGCAUGUGCCCUUCGUUCAGCCAUGAAGGUUUUGAUAGAUGGCUGGACUAACUUACCUAGCAAUCUUAUAAAAUGUUAGCUGACAUGCGCUAAUUGAGUGACUGUCAGUAAAUGACACAAGAGAAAAACUGCUGAUACACUACCAAAUUUCGAAAUUGCACGUUGUGUAUUCUACUAUGCUAUCUCUCAACAGUAAGUCGAGACCCCGACUGAGUUCCUGGAAUAUAUAUAUAUAUUUUUUUUAUAGAACAAUUCUAUAUAGCAUCUACAACUGCAAUGCAGAAUGAUUCUAGAUACUGAUUGAUUCUAUUGGAGUUGUCAUGAGUUGCUCCUCCUACACCAAUCUCAAGACAUGCAUGCUUUUUAGUACAAAGGCUUGAGUUUAUUGAGGGGAACUGGUGUGGGCUACGGUUUGGGCUUUAAGUGGAAGGCACUGCAGGGCCCGGCUGUCACUUUUCUACACAUGGGGAUAACUCACAACUUUCACACAGCACCGAUGACAGCUGUGAGUUUUUCUGAGGAAGUCUCUAAGAGCUUUCUCCACCUGGAUUGUGCUCAUUUGCCCAUUUUUUCUUUUCAAAAUUCUUCAAGCUCUUUCAAUUUUUUUACAUUAUUUUUAGCAGACACUCUUAUCCAGAGCGACUUACAGUUAGUGAGUGCAUACAUUUUUUCAUACUGGCCCCUCGUGGGAAACGAACCCACAACCCUGACGUUGCAAGCGCCAUGCUCUACCAACUGAGCUACACAGGGCCAAAUUGGUUGUUGAUCAUUGUUAGACAAAUAUCUACAGGUCUUGCCAUAGAUUUUCUAGUAAUUUUAAGUCAAAACUGUAACUUGGCCACUCAGGAACAUUCACUGUCUUCUUGGUAAGAAACUCCAGUGUAGAUUUGGCCUUGCGUUUUAGGUUAAUGUCCUGCUGAAAGGUUAAUUAAUCUCCCAGUGUCUUGUGGAAAGCAGACUGAACCAGGUUCUGCUCUAGAAUGUUGCCUGUGCUUAGCUGCAUUCCAUUUCGUUUUUAUCCUGAAAAACUUUCCAGCCCUUAACGAUUACAAGCAUACCCAUAACAUGAUGCAGCCACCACUUGAAAAUAUGGAGAGUGGUAUUCAGUAAUGUGUUGUAUUUGAUUUGCCCCAAACACAACACUUUGUAUUGAGGAAAAAAAGUUAAUUGCUUUGCAAAUUUUUUUGCAGUAUUACUUUAGUGCCUUGUUGCAAAUAGUGUGCAUGUUUUGGAAUAUGUUUUAUUCUUUACAAGCUUCCUUCUUUUCAACCUGUCAAUUAAGUUAGUAUUGUGGCGCAACUACAAUGUUGUUGAUCAAUCAUCAGUUUUCUCCUACCACAGCCAUUAAACUCUGUAAAAAAUUUUAAGUCACCAUUGGCCUCAUUGUGAAAUCCCUGAGCGAUUUCCUUCCUCUGCGGCAACUGAGUUAGGAAGAACACCUGUAUCUUUGUAGUGACUGGGUGUAUUGAUACACCAUCCAAAGUGUAAUUAAUAACGUCACCAUGAUCAAAGGGAUAUUCAAUGUCUGCUUUUUUUGUUUUUACCCACCUACCAAUAGGUGCCCUUCUUUGUGAGGCAUUGAAAACCUCCCUGGUCUUUGAGGUUGAAUCUCUGUUUGAAAUUCACUGCUCGACAGAGGGACCUUACAGAUAAUCGUAUGUGUGAGGUACAGAGAUGAAGUGGUCAUUCUAAAAUUAUUAUUGCACAUAGAGUGAGUCCAUGCAACUUAUUAUGUGACUUAUUUAGCAAAGUUUUACUCCUGAACUUAUUUGGGCUUGCCAUAACAAAGGGGUUGAAUACUUAUUGACUCAAGACAUUUCAGCUUUUCAUUUUUAGUUAAUUGGUAAACAUUUAGAAAAACAUAAUUCCACUUUGACAUUAUGGGGUAUUGUGUGUAGGCCAGUGAUCAAAAAUCUCAAGUUCAUCCAUUUUAAAUUCAGGUUGUAACACAACAAAAUGUGGGAACAGUCGAGGGGUGUGAAUACUUUCUAAAGGCGCUGUACAUACUAUUAAUACAUUCAUUUGUAAACAUUUAUAAGCAUUACAAAUCAUUUUUUAUAAUUCAUAAAUAUGCAUUGAUACACAUUUACUAGCAAUUAUAAUGGUUUAUUCAUGUAUGUUUUUGCCAGUUGUAGGCCGUUGGGAAAGAAGAUUGAUGCAGGAACAGAAACCAGCUUCACUCAGACCAAGCAGUUUUAUAAAUCCAUAUGUGGAUUGAAUGAUGUGGUGUUAGAUAUUGUUUGGCUGACAUGUUGGCAAUUAACCUUUUUCCAUUUUGACACUGCUAUGCAUUGGUGAUGCCCUAUUCUGCUCCAAUUUACACCUGAAUUUGUUGGUCGAGCACACAUAGCGUACACAGGCCAAAUUGUGACAAACCUUUGAGUACUGCUUCUCUAUUGUCCUUCUGCAUAAUUACUUUGGUGACCUUUGGUGAACUCUUAGGGAAUGGGAUUUUGAAUGGGAUUCUCAGAUUACAAAAAAAUGGUCCAAUCCUGCCGCAUACAUGAUUCCCAAUUUAAGAUUGAAUAAGAAAAUGAGUACAGUUACAAAUCCAUGUGACACACACACAUCAAUUUUGCACUAUAAAAUGCAAAUGGCAGGUGCGACUAUAAAGGCACCUGCAUACUAAGUUUGGUUUGCUCCUAGCAGAACUCGGCUAGGCGAAGUGAACGUCUGUGCCUCGCAUUCUCCCUUAAGUCCUUCACUUGAAAAACGUGAAAAAAGCAGCAAUAUUACUAUUUGUCCCUCUUGAGACGCCAUAGCAACAAGUACACCUCCUCAAAAUAGUCAGAAUGAAUCUAAGAUAAGUCAAGAAAUCUGUAAUUCAGUGAUAGGGUGAAGAAUAACCGCAGGUGCUUUCUCCUGAGUUGGAAUCUAACCUUAGAGGUUCAGAAGAAGCAGCAUUGUUUAGAGGGAUUUAGAGGGAAUUAGCAUACUAACCCAACUCAGGUUAGAGAAGGCCUAUGCUGCGCUACAUGGAGUCACAAUAGCAGCCAUUUGACCCCUACUGCGAUGAUAACAAUGGAGUCAUCAGCUCUCCAGGGGGAACGCAAGAUAUGUCUCAUGAUAUUAGUUCAAAGUGCAGCACUCUUACUUGACGAUUACAAUUAAAGUUCAGUCUAAUUUAAUUACAUGUGCUAGUUUCCUGGAGCAUAAACAAACAACCUUCUUUUUUUUUCAAACAUCAUAUUUUUUAUUGUUUUGUGCAGACCUUUUUUGUGCGGAUCACAUGAUCAACUGUAGAACAUCUCUCCUCACUAGUUUAACUUUCCAAGUUUGUUAUUCUUCAUUCCUUGGUUGAUGUUUUGUGCCCACAAACAGCAAUGCUUAUCAUUUUGAACUGCUACAUUUUACAUGACAUGAUUUAAAAACUCCAGAUGUUCGCCACAACAGAAAGCAACGUCUCUGUUUCACACACCACAUUGGUGGCUCUGACCAUUACUUUUUAGGUACAUUAAAUAGAUACAUACUCAGGGCAGAGUUGUAACUUCAAUGUUAAUGUGUAACUCACAUUAGCACAAGGCUUUCUUCUCAUGCCUCUUUUAUUUGUUAUUAUCAUAGAGCCACUAGCCACCUCAAUUAGAUCUAAUGAGAAUAUAAGAGGAAUAAAACGAGUUUGUUGUGUGAUGUCUUUUGCCGGGUUGCCUGUCCAUAUAGCUCAGAGAUUCAUUUGGUUUGCUUUCUGAAUCAGAGGUGCAGAGGAAGAAUCACCUAAUGGAAAUGUAGGUCUUUGUGAUUUAAAACUUUGUCAAUGAUUAAAUGUAAAGAAAAGUACACUGUCACGCUGAGGAAUUCAUCAAUGAAAUCCUUUCAGCGAGAAUACAUGUCCAUCAAAAAGGUUUUGGUGGGGUUUGGUGUGGUUUUUGUGUGAGGUUCUGUCCGCAAAAUGACAAAAUCUUACCAAAGAUAUUGGAAUAUUGCAGCUCGCAAGUGCAUCAUUAAACAUUAUCCCAUACUGACUAUUGGGAUCUGCAUAGUUUCUGCAUAGUAUUGCCGUCAUCUCAUGGACAACGUAAAAAAAGGUUUUGAGAUCCAUUUUACUGGAAACUACAGUAUUUUGAGUGAUCUUUUUGCACAUGCCAGUGCUGUUGAGUAUGUUGUUUUGAGGGCAGAUGAGGGCUUGUGCGUUUGAAUGUCAUUGAUUCCCUGCUGUUGACAUCGAAUGCUUGUUCUGAAGACCCUUGUGGUAACACUGCAUGGGCUGUAUUCAUGGCCAUCUUUGUCAGGUUUAGUCAUGAACACAGCCCAUACAGAGCCACCUUAAAGGUCUAAAGCUUCAGGUUAGAACGGCUCCAAAAACAAACAAAGCUUACCAUUCUUGACAGGUUCUGUUUCUGCUGUUCAGUCUGUGAACAUAUAAAAAAUAUAAACAAAGGUCUGCACUACAUUGCUCUAAAAAUGGAGGUCAGCCAGGGGAGAGUAAUACAUGUAUUUCCUACUGUAUGAAUUCUAAACAAUACAAAUGCCUUACAGCUGUUCAUUAUUCCUUUCCCUUUUUUGUCUCUAGGGUUAGGAGGCCAUGCUGACGACAUUGCCAGAAGGAAAGAGGAGUUUGGACAGAACGUUAUACCUCCAAAAAAGCCAAAAACAUUUAUUCAAUUAGUGUGGGAAGCAUUGCAAGAUGUGACACUAAUCAUCCUAGAAGUGGCAGCCAUCAUUUCAUUAGGCCUUUCUUUUUAUAGACCUCCAGAUGCCGAAAGAGAAAGUAAGUAUCUCCUUUUAUUUGAAAUGGAAUGUAUUCUAAUUGAUUCAUCACCAGAUAAUGAAUAUUCACAAAAUCAAAUACCAAAUUAUCAGAUUGUUGCUACUUUGCACCUGUAAACUUCAUGCAUGCAGUCAUACAGUUUACCACGUGUCUGGUUUGUGCACUUUCUGGUAAUUGUUUAUUGGACAGAUACUUGGGAAUUCAUUGCAGGCCAAAACAAUUAGCCUAGAUCUAAUUUCAGACGUUUUGCUGUGUCUUCCCGGGGAUGGUCACAAUGUUUUGUUUGAACUCAAGUCUCUGACUUUAUUGGCACAAAGAGAUAUAAUUUGGUACAAAGUGUGAGUAUCCUGCCCAUUGACUAAUCAUAAAGGGAUUUACUCUGAUACUCUUGAUACACUUCAAUCAAUCCAUAAUCCCAUUCCACAAAGGACUGUUCAGUGGCAGUAGUGGGUAGCCAGUGUACUUCCUGUGAUCAAGACAAUGGUACUUCCUGUCUUAUAAUCAUUGUAGGUUACUUUUGUAGGCUACCUUCUGUGGGACUCACUGUAGCUGUCCCUUUGGGUAAUCACUAGAUGGCCAUGCUACCAACGACAACAUUGGCAAUGUCGUCAGAAUGAAUGAGCUAUUUGUCCUCAAUUUAGGGUUAGGCCUAGACUUAAAAGCACAAUUCUGGAGGGAUUGCAUUGUACUUCUGUUCUUUGUAGCAUGUCCAGAUAGUGACAACUGUCCCUCCUUUCAGAUUGUGGAAAGGCAGCGGGAGGGGUGGAGGAUGAGGGGGAGGCAGACGCAGGCUGGAUUGAAGGUGCAGCCAUCCUCCUGUCCGUUGUCUGUGUGGUCCUGGUUACAGCAUUCAAUGACUGGAGCAAAGAGAAGCAGUUCCGCGGGCUACAGAGCCGCAUCGAACAGGAGCAGAAGUUUACAGUGGUCCGCGGAGGCCAAGUCAUCCAAAUCCACGUGGCUGAGAUUGUAGUUGGCGACGUUGCACAAGUGAAAUACGGUAUGGUCCUGAAGGAAAAGUGACCUGUGUGUCCGUGCGAGCUUACAAAUGUGUAUGUGCCCUAAAACCAAAGAGCAUCUUCAAUCCUACUUUUGAUAUAACGUUCCUUACCCUUCUUUUUCCACUACUCUGUCUGAAUCUGGGUUAAAUGCGCUAACUCACCCAGCUGAACUGUCUGAUGUUCAUGUAUAGUAUGUACGUUUUUCCAGGUGACCUUCUUCCUGCUGAUGGUGUGUUGAUCCAGGGAAAUGAUUUGAAAAUCGAUGAAAGCUCUCUCACCGGUGAAUCUGAUCAUGUCAAGAAGACGCUGGACAACGAUCCAAUGCUGCUGUCAGGUAAUGAUGAUGAGCCUUCCUCUCUUCAUAUAAUAUGGCUGAUGUCUAGAUGCAGAUCCAAUUUGGAUCAAGCUGGGCAUCGCCCAGAGUCAUCGCUUCGUUUGUUAUUUCCACUAUGAAUUAAGGUGGUGGCAGUGGUGGAAAAAGUACCCAAUUGUCAUACUUGAAUAAAAGUAAAGAUACCUUAAUAGAAAAUGACUCAAGUAAAAGUGAAAGUCACCCAGUAAAAUAUUACUUGAGUAAAAGUUUUUGGUUUUAAAUAUGCUUAAGUAUCAAAAGUAAAUGUAAUUGCUCAAAUAUACUUAAGUAUCAAAGUAAAAGUAUAAGUUAUUUAAAAUUCAUUACAGUGGGGGAAAAAAGUAUUUAGUCAGCCACCAUUUGUGCAAGUUCUCCCACUUAAAAAGAUGAGAGAGGCCUGUAAUUUUCAUCAUAGGUACAUGUCAACUAUGACAGACAAAAUGAGGGAAAAAAAUCCAGAAAAUCACAUUGUAGGAUUUUUUAUGAAUUUAUUUGCAAAUUAUGGUGGAAAAUAAGUAUUUGGUCAAUAACAAAAGUUUCUCAAUACUUUGUUAUAUACCCUUUGUUGGCAAUGACACAGGUCAAACGUUUUCUGUAAGGCUUCACAAGGUUUUCACACACUGUUGCUGGUAUUUUGGCCCAUUCCUCCAUGCAGAUCUCCUCUAGAGCAGUGAUGUUUUGGGGCUGUCGCUGGGCAACACAGACUUUCAACUCCCUGCAAAGAUUUUCUUUGGGGUUGAGAUCUGGAGACUGGCUAGGCCACUCCAGGACCUUGAAAUGCUUCUUACGAAGCCACUCCUUCGUUGCCCGGGUGGUGUGUUUGGGAUCAUUGUCAUGCUGAAAGACCCAGCCACGUUUCAUCUUCAAUGCCCUUGGUGAUGGGAGGUUUUCACUCAAAAUCUCACGAUACAUGGCCCCAUUCAUUCUUUCCAUUACACGGAUCAGUCGUCCUGGUCCCUUUGCAGAAAAACAGCCCCAAAGCAUGAUGUUUCCACCCCCAUGCUUCACAGUAGGUAUGGUGUUCGUUGGAUGCAACUCAGCAUUCUUUGUCCUCCAAACACGACGAGUUGAGUUUUUACCAAAAAGUUCUAUUUUGGUUUCAUCUGACCAUAUUACAUUCUCCCAAUCCUCUUCUGGAUCAUCCAAAUUCACUCUAGCAAACUUCAGACGGGCCUGGACAUGUACUGGCUUAAGCAGGGGGACACGUCUGGCACUGCAGGAUUAGAGUUCCUGGCGGCGUAGUGUGUUACUGAUGGUAGGCUUUGUUACUUUGGUCCCAGCUCUCUGCAGGUCAUUCACUAGGUCCCCCGUGUGGUUCUGGGAUUUUUGCUCACCGUUCUUGUGAUCAUUUUGACCCCACGCGGUGAGAUCUUGCGUGGAGCCCCAGAUCGAGGGAGAUUAUCAGUGGUCUUGUAUGUCUUCCAUUUCCUAAUAAUUGCUCCCACAGUUGAUUUCUUCAAACCAAGCUGCUUACCUAUUGCAGAUUCAAUCUUCCCAGCCUGGUGCAGGUCUACAAUUUUGUUUCUGGUGUCCUUUGACAGCUCUUUGGUCUUGGCCAUAGUGGAGUUUGGAGUGUGACUGUUUGAGGUUGUGGACAGGUGUCUUUUAUACUGAUAACAAGUUCAAACAGGUGCCAUUAAUACAGGUAACGAGUGGAGGACAGAGGAGCCUCUUAAAGAAGAAGUUACAGGUCUGUGAGAGCCAGAAAUCUUGCUUGUUUGUAGGUGACCAAAUACUUAUUUUCCACCAUAAUUUGCAAAUACAUUAAUUAAAAAUCCUACAAUGUGAUUUUCUGGAUUUUUUUUCCUCAAUUUGUCUGUCAUAGUUGACGUGUACCUAUGAUGAAAAUUACAGGCCUCUCUCAUCUUUUUAAGUGGGAGAACUUGCACAAUUGGUGGCUGACUAAAUACCUUUUUUCCCCACUGUAUAUUAAGCAAACCAGACUGUACAAUUUUCUUGUUUUUUAAAUUACAGAUAGCCUGGGGCACUCUCCAAAACUCAGACAUAAUUUACAAACAAAGCAUUCGUGUUUAGUGAGUCCACCAGAUCAGAGGCAAUAUGGAUGACCAUGGAUGUUCUCUUGAUAAGUGCGUGAAUUGGAAAAUGUUCCUGUCCUGCUAAGCAUUCAAAAUGUAAUGAGUACUUUUGGGUGUCAGGGAAAAUGUAUGGAGUAAAGAGUAUAUUGUUUUCUUUAGGAAUGUAGUGAAGUAAAAGUAAAAGUAAAUAGUAAAGUACAGAUACCCCCAAAAACUGCUUAAGUAGUACUUUAAGUAUUUUUACUUAAGUACUUUACACCACUGGGUGGUGGAAUCCUCCCUUUGCUUUUUCAUUGUUGUUUUUCGUUUGUUGUUUAGCCUGGCAUCUUAUUACUGUCAAUCAAUCUUCAUAAGAGCUCUUAGGAAUCAACAGCUACUUGAAACAGCAUGAUCUUGCUAUUCCUGCAUAUUUACUGUUAGGCCAUACACAUGUAAUUAAAUAUUUAACGGAUGCCCCUCUUCAUCGUUCUCAAAAAUAAAUACAAUUGUAUUUUCCAACCCGUGUAGCUCAGUUGGUAGAGCAUGGCGCUUGCAAUGCCAGGGUUGUGGGUUUGAUUCCCACGGGGGGGCCAGUAUGAAAAUGUAUGCACUCACUAACUGUAAGUCGCUCUGGAUAAGAGCGUCUGCUAAAUGACUAAAAUGUAAAAUGUAUUCACUUGCUCACCUCACAAAAAUGAAAUCCGUUAAACAUUUAAAUACAUUUGUUUGGCCUUACUUGUAAAAGAAAGAAACAUAUUUUACUAUCCCAUUUUAGUUGGAGAUAUUCUAUUUCUCAGGUUCCUGUUACCAUGUCUCACUGACUGUCCAUGUUUGUCAUUUGUCAGGUACCCACGUCAUGGAGGGUUCUGGGAAGAUAUUGAUCACAGCAGUAGGUGUCAACUCCCAGACCGGCAUCAUUUUCACCCUGCUCGGAGCUGGCGAAGACGAAGAUGACAAUGAGGAUGAAAAAGCAGAGAAGGAAAGGAAAAAGAGGGAAAAGGAGGAGAAGAAGAAAGAGAAAGAGAGGAAAAGCAAAGAGAAGAAAGAAAAUAAGGCCAAAAAGGACAAACUGGACAAGAAAAGUAUGUGGAACUGGAUUCUACUGUUAAAAUACUCUGUUACACAAAAUGUGUCAAACUAACCUCAUCUCUAUUGUAUUCAUUGUUAAAUAUAGGCCUACUUGCUUUUGGUUGAGACUCACCAUCAUAGGAGUAAACAUAGAAUAUAAUUGUUUUGAAAAACCCUGUCCAACAAUAUGUGUUAUGAGAUAUUCCAUUAUGCUAUCAUAUACAGUUGAAGUCAGAAGUUUACAUACACCUUAGCCAAAUACAUAUCAACUCAGUUUUUCACAAUUCCUGACAUUUAAUCCUAGUAAAAAUUCCCUGUUUUAGGUCAGUUUGGAUCACCACUUUAUUUUAAGAAUGUGAAAUGUCAGAAUAAUAGUAGAGAGAAUUAUUUAUUUAAGCUUUUAUUUCUUUCAUCACAUUCCUAGUGGGUCAGAAGUUUACAUACACUCAAUUAGUAUUUGGUAGCAUUGCCUUUAAAUUGUUUAACUUGGGUCAAACGUUUCGGGUAGCCUUCCACAAGCUUCCCACAAUAAGUUGGGUGAAUUUUGGCCCAUUCUUCCUGACAGAGCUGGUGUAACUGAGUCAGGUUCGUGGGCCUCCUUGCUCGCACACGCUUUUUCAGUUCUGCCCACACAUUUUCUAUAGGAUUGAGGUCAGGACUUUGUAAUGGCCACUCCAAUACCUUGACUUUGUUGUCCUUAAGCCAUUUUGCCACAACUUUGGAAGUAUGCUUGGGGUCAUUGUCCAUUUGGAAGACCCAUUUGCGACCAAGCUUUAACUUCCUGACUGAUGUCUUGAGAUUUUGCUUCAAUAUAUCCACAUAAUUUUCCUUCCUCAUGAUGCCAUCUAUUUUGUGAAGUGCACCAGUCCCUCCUGCAGCAAAGCACCCCCACAGCAUGAUGCUGCCACCCCCAUGCUUCACGGUUGGGAUGGUGUUCUUUGGCUUGCAAGCUUCCCCCCUUUUUCCUCCAAACACAACAAUGGUCAUUAUGGCCAAACAGUUAUAUUUUUGUUUCAUCAGACUAGAGGACAUUUCUCCAAAAAGUACGAUCUUUGUCCCCAUGUGCAGUUGCAAACCGUAGUCUGGCUUUUUUAUGGCGGUUUUGGAGCAGUGGCUUCUUCCUUGCUGAGCGGCCUUUCAGGUUAUGUCGAUAUAGGACUUGUUUUACUGUGGAUAUAGACACUUUUGUACCUGUUUCCUCCAGCAUCUUCACAAGGUCCUUUGCUGUUGUUCUGGGAUUGAUUUGCACUUCCCGCACCAAAGUACGUUCAUCUCUAGGAGACAGAACGCGUCUCCUUCCUGAGUGGUAUGAUGGCUGCGUGGUCCCAUGAUGUUUAUACUUGCGUACUAUUGUUUGUACAGAUGAACGUGGUACCUUCAGGCAUUUGGAAAUUGCUCCCAAGGAUGAACCAGACUUGUGGAUGUCUACAAUUGUUUUUCUGAGGUCUUGGCUGAUUUCUUUUGAUUUUCCCAUGAUGUCAAGCAAAGAGGCACUGAGUUUGAAGGGAGGCCUUGAAAUACAUCCACAGGUACACCUCCAUUUGACUCAAAUGAUGUCAAUUAGCCUAUCAGAAGCUUCUAAAGCCAUGACAUCAUUUUCUGGAAUUUUCCAAGCUAUUUAAAGGCACAGUCAACUUAGUGUAUGUAAACUUCUGACCCACUGGAAUUGUGAUACAGUGAAUUAUAAGUGAAAUAAUCUGUCUGUAAACAAUUGUUGGAAAAAUUACUUGUGUCAUGCACAAAGUAGAUGUCCUAACCGACUUGCCAAAACCAUAGUUUGUUAACAAGAAAUUUGUGGAGUGGUUGAAAAACAAGUUUUAAUGACUCCAACCUAAGUGUAUGUAAACUUCCGACUUCAACUGUAAGGCCUUCAGAUGCUAUUAAGCUACAUUUUGCCAGUGGCAUGACAUAAAGCUAUUUGCCCCCAUGGAAGGUGUCAGACAAGGUUAUUAAAAUAAAAUAGAAUGUUAUUUGUCACAUGCUUUCAUAAACAACAGGUGUAGACUAACAGUGAAAUGCUUCCUUACGGGUCAUUUUCCAACAAUGCAGAGUUAAAGAUAAAGAUACAAAAUACACAGUGAAUAACGAAUAACAAUAACGAGUAAAAAAUAACAUGGUUAUAUACAGGGAGUAGAAAAUAACAUGGCUAUAUAUAGGGAGUAGAAACAAGGAGUACAGGAAGGGACUAAGCACACACCCCUGGGGGGCCCCGUGUUCAUGGUCAGCAUGGCGGAUGUGUUGUUGCCUAUCCCCACCACCUGGGGGCGGCCCAUCAGCAAGUCCAGGAGGUGUUCAGUCCCAGGGUCCUGAGUUUGGUGAUGAGCUUGUAGGGGACUAUGGUGGUGAAUGCUGAGCUGUAGUCAAUGAACAGCAUUCUUACAUUGUUAUUCCUUUUGUCCAGGUGGGCGAGGGCAGUGUGGAGUGCAAUAGAGAUUGCGUCGUCUGUGGAUCUGAUGGGGCGGUAUGCAAUUAGGAGUGGGUACAGGGUGUCUGGGAUGAUGGUGUUGAUGUGAGCCAUGCCAGCCUUUCAAAGCAUUUCAUGGCUAUUGAUGUGAGUGCUAGUCAUUUAGGCAGGUUACCUUGCCGUUCUUAGGCACGGGGACUAUAGUGGUCUGCUUGAAACAAGUUGUUAUUACACACCGAGUCAGGGAUACGUUGAACAUUUCAGUGAAGACACUUGUUAGCUGGUCAGCACAUGUUCUGAGUACGCGUCCUGGUUUUCCGUCGGCGAAUGUUAACCUGUUUAAAGGUUUUACAUCGGCUACGGAGGAGUGUUGCUUGGUUCAGUGUUGCUUGCCUUGAAGCAAGCAUAGAAGGCAUUUAGCUCGUCUGGUAGGUUAGCAUCGGUGGGCAACUCGCGGCUGGGUUUCCCUUUGUAAUCUGGAAUAGUUUGCAAGCCCUGCCACAUUAGCUCUGUAUUAACUGAAGGGGUCAAAGAAUAAUUCAUGAAAGCAGUAAAAUUAAGAUGAUGCUUUUGGGUCAACCAUCUUGAAUUAUAAGAUGUGUCUGCCAAUGGUGUGAGAGAGACAUGCACAUUCAACAUUUUCACUCAGAUGCUGGGCCAAUGAUAAAUACUACAAAUAGAGGAAGUUCCCACAUUACACCACAAUACACAGACAGAGUAUCUGUAGCUGAAUCGUGGUGCAGGUUAAUUACAGCAUGUGAGAACGCUACAGAAGAUGCUGUCUUAGACACAGUUGGUUAACAUCUCAGUUGGUUAACUGGCUGCAGUUGGGUCAGUUGGACUAUGGACGUUACCUCUCCUGCUACAGCAAGAAUAAAAAACUUUACUGCCUGUGAAUUAACCAACCUGGUGUAUAGCUGCUAAGUGUGUUAGGGGAGUGUUUUGUUUACGUUUGUAGUCCGAGUAUCAUUGAUCAGGGGAUUCUCAGAGUGAGUGAGUACUGUAUUAGGGAGUUAAGACAGAAAUGCAUGUCAGAGCAUUCACACCUCUUAGUUUCCAAUGCAAUGUCUAAGGGCUAAUCGUAAUGGGAACAUAUUAAAACUAAAAGUGUGAGAAGCUCUUUGCUGAUGUGUAAAUGGCCAAAUGAUUAACUGCAGUCAUUUAUUUUUCCACAGAUAAAAAAGAUGAGAAAAACAAAAAAGGUACGUUUGUCAAUGAGUACGUUUACAUGCACAGUAAUAAUUUGAUAUUAAACUGAUUAUGGCAGUAGGCAGAUUAUGCAAUAGUCAUGCAAACACUUUACUCUGCUUAUCUUAAAUCGGCCAAAGUUCAAAAUCGCAGUAAGUAUACGCCGAUUAAAACACCUGGUUUUCUGAGUUAUCUUUCGAAUUAUUAUGACAUGUAAACAGCUUAAUUGGCGUUCCAGCUGUGUAUUUGAUCUGAGCAUGUGCUAGCACCAGCCGAGCGAGCCUCUCUCUUUAGUGCCAAGCUCUUUAGUGCUUGUAACGCCAAGGUAGUGGGUUCGAUCCCCGGGACCACCCAUACACAAAAAAAAUUAUGCACGCAUGACUGUAAGUCGCUUUGGAUAAAAGCGUCUGCUAAAUGGCAUAUUAUAUUAUAUAUAUUAUUAUAUUUAUAUAUAUUAUAUUUAUAUUAUAUUAUAGUGCGAGUGAAGUGAGUUUGGAACAACUGAAUGUAUGCGUCUUAGAAGUAGUUUUCACAUACAGACUUUAUAUGUACAAACUCAGAAUCAAAUGCAUUUAUCAGAGUGCGAUCAGGUAACCUGAUUUCAGAUGUGUCCAUGUAAACAGGUUUAUUAGGGAAAUCGUUAUUUUUGCAUGUAAAACGUUGUAAUAUAACUAUUAAUCUGACUAUCCACAAUAAUCACAUUAUUGUGUGCAUGUAACCAUACUCAUUGUGUUUUAUAUCUAUAUUGAGACUGCUAGUUUAGUUUGUGUGCACUCCAUGACCAUCUUGUGUUUAUAUUGGGUACUUACUAGUUUAGUUUGUGUGUGUUUACAGUAUAUAGAAUCUGUAUGGUCGGAGGGGUAUACUGCAAAGCAAACUAGAUCUACUCAGGGUUUUCUAAAGCUAGCCAGCUUCAGUUAGCUUCCCAUUCCAGCUCAGGCUUCAUCCAUACUACGACGGUGUACAUUGUUUGUCUGUCUGACACUAACUCUAGCAGGCUUGUACAGAUGUAGGAUCUUAAUUUGAGUCUGUUUACUACAGCAGGAAAAUAAACCUGCAGCAACAGGAAAUGUAAAUUAUUAUGUGGAUUAUAAUUCAUGGAAAUGUUUCUAUGGGUUGAUCAGUUUUUCAUUUGGGCAAAUCAAGUCUGAAAUUUCAAAGUGAAAAUGAAAAAACUUCAGAUGCCUUUUUAAACCUCUUACACUCCAAGUUUGCAUUUCCUACUGUGCAGGAAAAUUCUCAGCAACAAAAAAUAGUGAUCAAAUUAAGAUCCUACAUCUGUAACUGCGCAUGCAUGUCGCACGUGGCUAGUCGAACAAAGUACUCGUCAUUGAUUCAAUGCUGAAACAUCAAUCCAUGGGCGGGUCAGUGCCAUAUUUUCAUUUGUUCCCGAUAUCAAAAUGAAAGAAAAGUUAUCUUGCAAAUUCAGCAGGCUAUCUCUCAUGUGAAAUAGACGUUUAGAAGUACCAUCUUUAUUUUAUUACUUAUUGUUAAUGCCAUCUUGGGUGAGCUUUGGUGUGCUUAUCAAUUAUUGAACUCCGAGUUGACCAAAGUUACAGCGCCUUCAGAAAGUAUUCAUACCACUUCACUUAUUCCACAAUUUGAAGUGUUACAGCCUGAAUUCAAAAUGUAUUAAAUAUAUUUUUUUGCUCACCCAUCUACACACAAUACCCCAUAAUGACAAAGUGAAAACAUGUUUAGACAUUUUUGCAAAAUGUGGAAAAAGUCAAGGGGUGUGAAUACUUUCUGAAGGUACUGUACCUCACUAACUCCUCAAACUACAUUUGUAGUAUAUGGCUCAGGUUGUUGCCAUAGAAAUGUACCUUGCUUAAAGGUGAGCCACUUUCGUGGUAUCGGUUAUCCCAAGUUGAACUCAGAGUAGACCAAAGUUACCUCGCUAACACUUCAAACUAAAUUCAUAGUAUAGGGCUCCGGUUUGUGCAUGAGGCCAUAUGGUCAUGUGUUCCUGUGGUCCGAGCAGCAGGUGCUCUUGACUCCGUUCAUGGUGAUUAGGACCAAAGAGAUUACAGUUCUUAAGCUCAGCAGCUGCUUUUUCCCCCUGCCUUUCUUCCCUAACAACCUUGUGUACUGUUUUUGGAUCAGCACACUUACAUACACACGUACAGACACACAUGCUCACUCACACAUUUGCCUGGAUAAACAAUGUCCCUUUAAUUCACAUACAAAUAUUUUGAGUAUUUAGGGUUCUAGUGCGUGUGUGUUUGUACUAUUACAGAACGUGGGCAUGUUUUGGGAUGAUGGUGGAUGGAUUGGCUUGUAGAGAAUCUCAGCCAAGAAAGAGCAAUAAUCCCCAGACUAGGAUUAAGGACUGUGAGCUAAACAACAUAGUGUCAUGCGGUGUAUCACAUAGAAUAGCACCCCCUAUCUGUUUCCAUGCGGUAUCAACAACCCGUGCCUUCUAACUAUGAACCCUAACACCAAUGUACAAUUUUUUUCGACUACUUUUCCCAUUUUACUAUUUUUUAAUUGAAUGCAUCUUUCAAUUCUUAUUAAAAUGUCUCUAUUUAAACGUAACGUCUUUGGACCCAUCCUCUCCUCUCCCUCAGGUAAGUCUCAGGAUGGUGCAGGUGUGGAGAUGCAGCCCCUCAACAGUGACGAUGGAGGAGAGGAGAAGAAGAAAGCUCACCCAAAGAAGGAGAAGUCGGUGCUCCAGGGGAAGUUGACCAAAUUAGCAGUGCAGAUCGGCAAAGCAGGUAAGACCAUCACAAGGGAAUUCGGAAUUUUGAAAGUAUGUUUGAUUUCCGCAGCAGCUUGUCACAGUUUGUCAUUAUUGCAAAUAUUUUAUUAUUUCAUUGUGUACACUACUAUCCAUUCCUCUGUCCAGGCCUGUUCAUGUCAGGGUUGACUGUCAUCAUCCUGAUAACUCUAUUUAUGGUGGACACCUUCUGGAUCCAGGGCCUACCAUGGAUCGCGGACUGCACGCCCAUCUACAUUCAGUUCUGCGUCAAGUUCUUCAUCAUUGGUGUUACUGUGCUUGUGGUGGCCGUACCCGAAGGUCUCCCCCUGGCCGUCACCAUCUCACUCGCAUAUUCUGUUAAAGUAGGUAUCACUACUUUGUCACUACUAUGUUACUAUAGUAUAUAUAUAUAUAUUACAGACAGGAGCAAUUAAGAAAGGCAUUGCCAGAUCACAAAUAAUAGCCUCCUAUCUUCCUCAGAAAAUGAUGAAAGACAACAAUCUGGUGAGGCACCUGGAUGCCUGUGAAACCAUGGGCAACGCCACAGCCAUCUGCUCUGACAAAACGGGGACAUUGACCAUGAACAGGAUGACCGUGGUCCAGGCUUAUCUGGGAGACAGGCACUACAGGAAGGUUCCUGAGUCUGACCUCAUCCCAGGCAAAGUCUUGGACCUGCUCAUUAUGGGCAUUGGAGUCAACUGUGCUUACACAUCCAAUAUCAUGGUAGGUGAACAUACUUCACUUGAGACUCCGAGUUGAGGUUUUCAACUCUGCCAAACAGAACACAAAGAGAUCUGUAAUACAGCUCUUUUCAUGGCAAUCAUUCAUUGACAUCUGAGCAAAAACGUUGAGUGCCAGGUCAGGGAUUUCAAGCCAGGGCCAAAUCCUCUUGAAAUCUGAGUACUCAGACUUUCAUUUAAAUCAUGCAUUGAUAUAAUGGGAAAUAUUUGCACAAAGUAUCAGUUAUUUUAGUUGAUUUGAAGUUUGGAACUGACCUUAACGUGUAAAUGGUUUGUCUCAGUCUCCUGAGAAGGAGGGUGGGCUGCCGCGCCAGUUGGGCAACAAGACCGAAUGUGCCUUGCUGGGCUUUAUCUUGGAUCUGAGACGUGACUAUAUGACCAUCCGCAACGAGAUCCCAGAGGAGAAGCUCUUCAAGGUCUACACCUUCAACUCAGUCAGGAAGUCCAUGAGCACAGUGCUGAAGAACGCAGACGGGAGCUACCGCAUGUUCAGCAAAGGAGCCUCCGAGAUCCUCCUGAAGAAGUAGGCUGGCACUUUCAGUUUCUUCCUUUCCUGCAAAUUAACUAAAUGAACUUCCCCAGUAUUAUUUGUCAGAAACCUGAUAUAGAUUCCCUCUUUAUCUCAUCGCAGGUGUUGUAAGAUCAUGACAGCGAGUGGGGAGGCUAAGGUCUUCAAGCCCAGGGAUAAAGACGAUGUGGUGAAGAAUGUGAUCGAGCCCAUGGCCUCCGAGGGCCUGAGAACCAUAUGCCUGGCCUACAGGGACUUCCCCCCGAUCGACGGCGAGCCUAACUGGGAAAACGAAACUGACAUCCUCACCGGCCUCACCUGUUUGUGUGUGGUGGGCAUCGAGGACCCUGUUCGGCCAGAGGUAAAAGGGCAAGCGGGAUAUGCCCAAUCAAAGUCCUUGUUGUAAAGGUCCAAUUAAUUCAAGGAGGUAGAUGUUUGUGGUAGUAUAACCCUCAACAAUGUACUUGUAUAAUCCCCCUGAAGGGGAGAGCAGGUCUUUGUGAGUGUAUCUUGGGGUGUUGGAUUAUAAGCAAAACUACAUUUCCAUAAUCUGAAAAAGAAAAUGGACAAUAAAGUAUUUUUCUUCCACCCUAGGUUCCUGACGCCAUUAAGAGGUGUCAGCGCGCUGGCAUCACGGUGCGCAUGGUCACAGGGGACAACAUCAACACUGCUCGCGCCAUUGCCAGUAAGUGUGGCAUAGUGCACCCCGGAGAUGACUUCCUCUGUAUAGACGGCAAAGAGUUCAACAAACGGAUAAGAAACGAACUGGGAGAGGUAAUAGUCCUCUAUUUCUCUCACAAAAUGAAUCUGUUUCUGUAAAAAAAAAAAGGAUGAUAGAGUAACCCAAGAAACAAUCUACUUCCAGAUUGAGCAAGAACGCAUUGAUAAGAUUUGGCCCAAACUCCGUGUGCUUGCAAGAUCCUCACCCACUGACAAACAUACUUUAGUAAAAGGUAUGUUUGGGGGGUAUUUUUUCAUUUAUCACUACAGAUACAUUUUUAGGUCUUACAUAUUAUUAUUAUUAUCUAAAGAGAUGAUGCUUGCCUCUGUUCACAGGUAUAAUGGAUAGCACUGUACUAGAACCAAGACAAGUUGUUGCUGUAACAGGAGAUGGUACUAAUGACGGCCCUGCCUUGAAGAAAGCUGAUGUUGGAUUUGCCAUGGUAUGGUAUUUCUAUACUUCAAGAUCUGGCACAUGUUAUAUCCCAUCAAUAUUUCAUGAGUAUAUUGUCUUUCUGAUUUGACCAGACUGGUACUUUUGGUGCUGUGACUAAUGUGCUUUGACAUGCUGUGCCCACAGGGCAUUGCGGGCACGGACGUAGCCAAAGAGGCCUCAGACAUCAUCCUGACAGACGACAACUUCAGCAGCAUCGUCAAGGCGGUGAUGUGGGGGCGGAACGUCUACGAUAGCAUCUCUAAGUUUCUCCAGUUCCAGCUGACGGUCAACGUGGUGGCUGUCAUCGUGGCCUUCACCGGAGCCUGCAUCACACAGGUGAGACACUGUAUUUCUGUCAUGUCCAUCCUUCCCAUCUUGUCUUUCUGCUUGAAAAGGUGAGGCAUAGGUCAACUAGGGAGCGGCUGACAUUACUAUAGGGAGUUUUUAUUACCUGCUCUACAAGUUACAACUGUCUUUAAAAAGUGGGGAGCUAUACAUAACUCAAACUACAUCUCCCCCCAGGACUCUCCUCUCAAAGCUGUCCAGAUGCUGUGGGUGAACCUGAUCAUGGACACCUUUGCCUCUCUGGCCCUGGCCACUGAGCCUCCCACCGAGUCUCUGCUGCUGAGGAAACCAUAUGGCCGCAACAAGCCCCUCAUCUCCCGAACCAUGAUGAAGAACAUCCUGGGGCAUGCUGUCUACCAGCUCACUGUCAUCUUCACCCUGCUCUUCGCCGGUGAGUAGGGUUGCAAAGGCAGGAUAUAUUACAGGAAACUUUCAAAGUUUACCAGUAAACGACCAUAAUUUUGGUAGAUUUUAAGGAUUUUAUGUAAUCACAAGACAUCUAGUGGCCCUUUUGGGUAAUUCAGAUUAACACAGGUGUCUGGAAUUAUCUAUGGCCCUAUGUGUGGACUAAUUUAAAAUAAAUUAAAACAUUAUCCUAAGAAUAAAUAGUGAAUAACAUUGGUGUUUAAAAUGACUGUUUCAGCAUGAAAUAAAUAAAUACAUGUUUUACACACUUUUAUUUUACUAUAUCAUUAUGUAUUUGUUGUAAAUGUUUUGGCGGCAAACUGGUGGCAGUUGUGAAAAAAGUUGGAAGAAUUGCUGAGUUAAUUUCAAAUAAUAAUGUUACUUAUAAUAAAGGUUACAUGAAGAAAAUCGGACCUCUGAAAUGAAAAUGGAUGGCCCUCCCUUCAGCAAAAUAUAAACUCAGCAAAAAAAGAAACGUCCUCUCACUGUCAACUGCGUUUAUUUUCAGCAAACUUAACAUGUGUAAAUAUUUGUAUGAACAUAACAAGAUUCAACAACUGAGACAUAAACUGAACAAGUUCCACAGACAUGUGACUAACAUACAUGGAAUAAUGUGUCCCUGAACAAAGGGGGGGGGGUCAAAAUCAAAAGUAACAGUCAGUAUCUGGUGUGGCCACCAGCUGCAUUAAGUACUGCAGUGCAUCUCCUCUUCAUGGACUGCACCAGAUUUGCCAAUUCUUGCUGUGAGAUGUUACCCCACUUUUCCACCAAGGCACCUGCAAAUUCCCUGACAUUUCUGGGGGGAAUGGCCCUAGCCCUCACCCUCAGAUCCAACAGGUCCCAGACGUGCUCAAUGGGAUUGAGAUCCAGGCUCUUUGCUGGCCAUGGCAGAACACUGACAUUCCUGUCUUGCAGGAAAUCACGCACAGAACGAGCAGUAUGGCUAGUGGCAUUGUCAUGCUGGAGGGUCAUGUCAAGAUGAGCCUGCAGGAAGGGUACCACAUGAGGGAGGAGAUCCUGGUUCGAAUCCAGGCUCUGUCGGAGCCGGCCGCGACCGGGAGACCCAUGGGGUGGCGUACAAUUGGCCAAGCGUCGUCCAGGGUAGGGGAGGGAAUGGCCGGCAGGGAUGUAGCUCAGUUGGUAGAGCGUGGCGUUUGCAACGCCAGGGUUGUGGGUUCGAUUCCCACGGGGGGCCAGUAUGAAAAAAAUAGUAGAAAGUCAGUAGAAAGGCCUCUUUAGUGUCCAAAGUUUUCAUAACUGUGACCUUAAUUGCCUACCGUCUGUAAACUGUUAGUGUAUUAACGACCGUUCCACAGGUCCAUGUUCAUUAAUUGUUUAUGGUUCAUUGAACAAGCAUGGGAAACUGUGUUUAAACCCUUUACAAUGAAGAUCUGUGAAGUUAUUUGGAUUUUUACGAAUUAUCUUUGAAAGACAGGGUCCUGAAAAGGGGACGUUUAGUUUUUUGCUGAGUGUAUUUGACCUAAACCCUCUUGGGGAAAAAAAACAAGUGACCCUCCCCUAUACCCAAAAUAAUAAUUAAAACAAAGUGAAUAGCAGAGAACAUGUCUACUGUUUACCCUCACUUCUUGGACAGACCAGAGCCUUAGAUAUGCAGUUUUAGAAACUGUUCUUCAUCCUGUAAGCAUUUAUUCGCAAUGCAUUCCUAGCGCACAGGGCUGCGGGCCAGAAGGUUGUGGGUUCGCAGACCACCGUGGACAAGAGUAGGGGUGGAAAAAUUGUCUUUAUAGUAAAAGCAUUGCAUGAAUCUAGCAUUGUAUUUACAUGUCCGAGAAAAAAAUAGCCUUUUCUAAACAUUUCAUGCAAUUCUAUGUCAUUUUACAUAUUAGCAGAAUCAUUUUUAAUAUCACAGAAAUUACUGAAAUUACAGGCUAAGAAUAGACAGAGAGAUAGGCCUAUGUGUUCAUCUUAUCAUAUUUCUCCAAUGCCAAAUCAGUGUGUCUUGUUUGCAACGAAACUGUCCCAUUUAGGCCUACCUUUCCACCCCAGACAGAGUAGGCCUACCGACACAGAAAAUGUUAAGCUUUAACUGCUGGCUACUCUUCUUCUGUGGCUCAACCCAACGAGAGAAGGUCACAAGUGUUUCCCUAAAAUCUGUCUGGGUUUAAACAUCUUAUAUUGUACAAAAAGUGAAUAGCUUUACCAAUUGAUAGUGACAGAAUUAGAUUACUUCCCAAGCAAAGUAUAUUUUAUAUUAUAUUAUUUGCGAGAACAAAAAAAACAUAUGGGGGAUUGGAAGUGAUGUAGACAAUUACAUUGAUGGAAGUUACAAUCUAUCUGCAAUAUUAAAGCUGAUCUACCCCCCCCAAAAAAUAUAUAUAUAUAUAAAAGAAAAAAAGUAUAUUUUUUGUCUCUUCUGCUAUAAACGGUUGUAGCUCAGCCUCUGAAUGUCAAAGAAACAAUGAUAUUCACAUAUGCAUUGGAGUCAAGUCUUUCCCGGGUAUUUUACAGCUUGUUUCUAGCAUAAAGCAUAGUGGACCAAAGCACUGUUAUAGAUCACUUUACAGUGGGGAAAAAAAGUAUUCAGUCAGCCACCAAUUGUGCAAGUUAUCCCACUUAAAAAGAUAAGAGAGGCCUGUAAUUUUCAUCAUAGGUACACGUCAACUAUGACAGACAAAAUGAGAAAAAAAAAUCCAGAAAAUCACAUUGUAGGAUUUUUUAUGAAUUUAUUUGCAAAUUAUGGUGGAAAAUAAGUAUUUGGUCAAUAACAAAAGUUUCUCAAUACUUUGUUAUAUACCCUUUGUUGGCAAUGACACAGGUCAAACGUUUUCUGUGAGUCUUCACAAGGUUUUCACACACUGUUGCUGGUAUUUUGGCCCAUUCCUCCAUGCAGAUCUCCUCUAGAGCAGUGAUGUUUUGGGGCUGUCGCUGGGCAAUACGGACUUUCAACUCCCUCCAAAGAUUUUCUAUGGGGUUGAGAUCUGGAGACUGGCUAGGCCACUCCAGGACCUUGAAAUGCUUCUUAGGAAGCCACUCCUUCGUUGCCCGGGCGGUGUGUUUGGGAUCAUUGUCAUGCUGAAAGACCCAGCCACGUUUCAUCUUCAAUGCCCUUGCUGAUGGAAGGAGGUUUUCACUCAAAAUCUCACGAUACAUGGCCCCAUUCAUUCUUUCCUUUAAACGGAUCAGUCGUCCUGGUCCCUUUGCAGAAAAACUGCCCCAAAGCAUGAUGUUUCCACCCCCAUGCUUCACAGUAGGUAUGGUGUUCUUUGCAUGCAACUCAGCAUUCUUUGUCCUCCAAACACGACGAGUUGAGUUUUUACCAAAAAGUUCUAUUUUGGUUUCAUCUGACCAUAUGACAUUCUCCCAAUCCUCUUCUGGAUCCAAAUGCACUCUAGCAAACUUCAGAUGGGCCUGGACAUGUACUGGCUUAAGCAGGGGGACACGUCUGGCACUGCAGGAUUUGAGUCCCUGGCGGCGUAGUGUGUUAAUGAUGGUAGGCUUUGUUACUUUGGUCCCAGCUCUCUGCAGGUCAUUCAGUAGGUCCCCCCGUGUGGUUCUGGGAUUUUUGCUCACCGUUCUUGUGACCAUUUUGACCCCACGGGGUGAGAUCUUGCGUGGAGCCCCAGAUCGAGGGAGAUUAUCAGUGGUCUUGUAUGUCUUCCAUUUCAUAAUAAUUGCUCCCACAGUUGAUUUCUUCAAACCAAGCUGCUUACCUAUUGCAGAUUCAGUCUUCCCAGCCUGGUGCAGGUCUACAAUUUUGUUUCUGGUGUCCUUUGACAGCUCUUUGGUCUUGGCCAUAGUGGAGUUUGGAGUGUGACUGUUUGAGGUUGUGGACAGGUGUCUUUUAUACUGAUAACAAGUUCAAACAGGUGCCAUUAAUACAGGUAACGAGUGGGGGAUAGAGGAGCCUCUUAAUGAAGAAGUUACAGGUCUGUGAGAGCCAGAAAUCUUGCUUGUUUAUAGGUGACCAAAUACUUAUUUUCCACCAUAAUUUGCAAAUAAAUUCAUUAAACAUCCUACAAUGUGAUUUUCUGGAGAAAAAAAAUCUUCAAUUUGUCUGUCAUAGUUGACGUGUACCUAUGAUGAAAAUGACAGGCCUCUCUCAUCUUUUUAAGUGGGAGAACUUGCACAAUUGGUGGCUGACUAAAUACUUUUUUCCCCACUGUAUAUAAUCAGAGCUCUUUUAUUUUCUUCAAAAUCUUAAGCUAACAAAGGGUAGGCCUGUGCUUUUUGCCAUUUUCUUUAAUAAAAGGUAGGCCAUUGGCAAACCCUCUCAUACCCCCUCAAUUUGUGUCCUGGUUUUAACUUAACAGCCCUUCACUGACACGGAGGUAGGCUAUUUAAAGAGUAGAUGGUGGGUGGAGGAAUUGGCUGACAAAUCUAUGGCUAUAGCAGCCUAUAGCCUAAUUUCAUCUGUCAAACAGGUAGGCCUACCUGUUAUUUCUUAAACAGGAAGAAAUAGGGUCCAACACAAAGCCCUCUUGUUGUUAGUAAAGUCUAAUAAAAUUGGUUGAAAUGAAUUAUGCCUACUGGAAUUUGCCUUCUUUCAGCACCAUGAUCUUUCCAUUUUCGAUUGAUUGUGCCACGGCUGCUGCUUCAAGUUUCAGCACCACAAUGUAAGUUACUCGAAUCUGGCUUAUUGUGAGGCAAGAAACAUUUAGUUUUUAAUAAAAUCAAUCAUAGUAGUAGCAAGCUAUCAAAGUUGACCUCCGGUCCUCCUUGUCAUCUUCGUGCUCUCCUCCUCAAACUGAACAGAACAUAGGCUAUAGCAGGGCUCUCCAAGCCUUUUCCAGGAGAACUACCAUCCUGUAGGUUUUCACUCCAACCGUAAUCAAGCGCUCCUGAUUCUAAUAAUUAGCUGGUUGAUAAACUGAAUUAGGUUAGUUACAGCUGGGGUUGGAGCGAAAACCUAAAGAAGUGUUGCUCUCCAAGAACAGGGUUAGAAAGCCCUGGGCUAUAGGCUAGUGAUAAUGUAUUUUUUGGACUAAUAAAUAAAUCAAAUAUUCAGAAGAAGCCUUUGACUCUCCUCAUGAACUGCCACUUUAGGCCUACACAGCACAGCCAUUGGUUAGGCAGCACACAAAAACGUUUUUGAUCAGCAAGAGCAGAGCAGGCUGGGGCUCAGGGUUGUAACAUCCAUUACAGUGUGUAAUGCAGCCUAUUGAUAUUGCGCACCCAGCGGAGAAUCAGAGAUAAGGGGCAGCAUCGGGACACAGCGAUAAACAACUAAAACACUGAGAAAUAUCUACAUUUCAUUUAUUACAAAUUACAUGACCCUACCCUGGACUAGAUAAAAACAAAUACUAAAUCCUCCCCUUGAUUGAAAUUCAAAAAGCAUGACCCGCCCCCAUUUUCCUCCAAGUAACCUUCCUGUAAAUUUCGAUCCAUCCCUUAGAUAUAAAAAAUUUACACUAUAUAUUAAUCAAAAAAUGUAAAAAGUUAUUCAAGUAUAAAUUACCAUAGAUUUCCAUAGAUUGCCAAAGAUUCCAGUAACUUAGGUAAAUUACCAGUAGCUUUGCAACCCUACCGGUGAGUACCGCCUGAGUUCAAAUGAGUCGUGCCAAUUGAAAAUUGACAUGAAAUUCAUGGUUUUGUAUUAUUCUUGAAUCUAACUUUGUUCUUGAUGAAGUUAUGAAAGCAAAUGUAUUGAUGUAAUGUAUGACGUGAGCCGUAUUGCUUGUCUCCAGUGGGCCUUGUUAUAAUGUACCUAUGUUGCCACCACAGGGGAGCAGAUUUUCGACAUUGACAGUGGGAGGUAUGCGCCGCUCCAUGCCCCUCCCUCGGAACAUUACACCAUUGUUUUCAACACCUUCGUCAUGAUGCAGCUCUUCAACGAAAUCAACGCCCGCAAGAUCCACGGCGAGCGUAAUGUCUUUGAUGGCAUCUUCAAAAACAUGAUAUUCUGCUCCAUUGUGUUCGGAACGUUCGUCAUCCAGGUGAGCAGCCUUCAGAUCCAUACAGGAUAUUCACACAGGAGAGUUCAUAUCGUAUAGAAAGUAACAUUGCUCUCCAAUCACCCUGUGUUUUGUUGUCCAGAUUGUGAUCGUUCAGUUUGGAGGGAAACCUUUCAGCUGUGUGGGCCUCAGCAUCGACCAGUGGCUCUGGUGCGUGUUCUUGGGCUUUGGAUGUCUUCUAUGGGGCCAGGUGAGAUUCUCACAGGUUUCUAAUGUGUUUCAAAGUCCCUAUGAUCUACUUGGCUGUUAUGAAGUUGUCACAAAUGUUUUGUCACAAAUGAGUUCAACAUUUGAGUUCCUGUCUGUUCAUUUCUAGGUGGUCACCACUGUCCCCACCAGCCGGCUGAAGUUCCUGAAGUCUGCAGGUCAUGGCACGCAGCAGGAGGAGAUCCCUGAGGAGGAGCUGGAGGAGAUGGAGGACCUGGAUGAAAUCGACCACGGUGAGAUGGAGAUGAGAAGGGGGCAGGUGCUCUGGUGCAGAGGCCUAGGCAGGAUCCAGACUCAGGUUUGUAUGGUCAACUCAUAAUUACAUCUCAGCUCACAAUCAUUCCUCAGCUUUACACCAAACCAAGGAUACAAACUCAGGAUUGUGCUUUAACUUUUGAUGGGGACUCAAUACUAAAAUUCUGACUGUGUCUUCAUCCCCAAACCAUCCAGAUCCGCGUAGUGAAUGCCUUCCAAGACACUAUGUCCCCCUACGAGGGCCUGGAGACCCCUGAGUCCCGCAACUCGAUCCACAACUUCAUGAACACCCCGGAGUUCCGGAUAGAAGACUCACAGCCGCAGAUCCCGCUCAUCGACGACACAGAGGGGGAGGACGAUGCUCCCACCAAGCGCAAUACUGUGCAGACCCUGCCCCCACCCUCCACGCUGGCCACCCUUCCGUCCACGCCCAACCAGAACAAUAAUGCUGUGAACAGGAUCAUCCCCUUCCACAAGGAGAGCCCAAAGACUGGCGGGAUCCCCCAGAGUGCUGCGCUACCGCAGUGCCCUGGGAGCCCGCUGAACAGCCUGGAGACCUCCCUCUGA
Molecule: messenger RNA, 26254 nt
Organism: Coregonus sp. 'balchen'
Lineage: Eukaryota; Metazoa; Chordata; Actinopteri; Salmoniformes; Salmonidae
Source: the annotation of a GenBank genome assembly